Molecule: messenger RNA, 1112 nt
Organism: Geodia barretti
Lineage: Eukaryota; Metazoa; Porifera; Demospongiae; Tetractinellida; Geodiidae
Source: the annotation of a GenBank genome assembly
CCAAUUGGAUUGUGCGAAACUACGUGUUUGGAGUACACGACACGGAACAGUUGUUUGCCAUUCUUUGCUGAAGUUAACAAAGCUCUGAAUGAGACGGGGGAAACUGGGGAUCUCGAUGCGUACACAGAUUGUUCAGCAAACCAUUCGUUCUUGAAAGGUGCUAACGAGUCAACAAAUACCUGCUACCAAGUAUUGACUGGGAUAGAAACACACCCAGAAAGCACGACUGGAGUUGUGACUACAGCCUACGAGGUGUCGGUGACUCAAAACGACGUAACGAGAGAAGGAGACAAUAUGAGAAACAUUGCACUGGCCUAUGUUCUCCCGUCAGUGUGUGCGGCUGUGGGGACUUCUAUCGUUGUCCUGUUGGUACUCUCCGGGUGCUACAUACGGAGAUUGAGAAAGAGGAGCAGAUGCAUGGGAGUAACCCUAGCAGGAGAUUCCUAUUCACACACAAAUGCAUUUCCACAGUUGCUGGGAGUUAGAGAAAUAUAUUCAAAUCGAUACACCGUUCCUCAUUGCGCCAGUGAAGAUGAUAGCCGUGAAGUAGAGCGAAGCAUACUCCCUGUUACGGCCAGUACAACUGCUACAUCGAGUGGAGCGAGCAACACGACGGAAAACUCGGCCGUUUUUCAACUCGACUUGGCCGACUGGGCUGCAGUCGGCGAAGGAGUUCUUAUUCCAUUCGAACGCGUCACCAUCACAGGGCACCUUGGAGAAGGUGCUUUUGGAUAUGUUGUAAAAGGUCUCCUGAAGGACGUACAUGUGAAUGGACGAGAAUACCACAUGCCAGUUGCCAUGAAAACCCUCAAGAAUUGCGCAUCUUAUGCCGAAAUGCGUGGUCUUUUGGUGGAGAGCUCCCUCAUGCACUCAUUCAGUCAUCCCCACAUUCUGAGUCUGCGUGGACUCUGUCUCAAUCCCAAGUCUGGUGCUCCGUACCUCGUAAUGCCGUUCAUGGAAAACGGAGACCUCAGAAAGUUCCUUCGCAAAAAAGCCGACUUGACCGAUGGAGGCGCUUCCAUUACUUCUUAUCCUCACGUAUGCUUGAGCUGUUAGUAUUAUUAUUAUGCUUGUGUUUCAGUACCCACUUUUUGCAACUUUGCACAUGCGUA